AGUAAGAACCAAGACAUCUUAAAAUUGAUGGCAACGUUUAUAGACAUAAAGCUUUUACUGAAGACUAAUUGUAGCGACAAAGACGGUUUGUCACAAAGUAGAUGCCAUAUGUUGCCCAUUGAUUCGUAUGAUAGGAUGGCGGAACGCUGUGGCUGCUCCAACAAUAAACAAAUAGAUUCUCCAGAAAAAAAUUGGCAACAACAGUGCUAUUGUUCAAAACAGCAAUAUAUAAGAGACAUGAAUUCAAUCGAUUUAGAUAUUACCAGCGAAAACCAAGUCAGAAAUGUAGAAAAACAAUUAACCUCGAAUGAGAUAUCUGAAUGGCUACACCAAGGGUCUGGAUUUAAAUGGUCUUGUCCAGAAACGCAAUCCUUGCUCGUGUUUGGGUAUGGUUCGUUGGUUUGGCUGCCCAAGUUUGCCUUUCACAACCGAGAGGUUGGAUAUGUUCACGGAUUCGUGCGACGGUUUUGGCAAGGAAAUAUAUCACACCGUGGCGUUCCAGGUUCGCCAGGAAGAGUUGUCACACUCGUCCCUGAUGACAAGGGAGUAACUUGGGGUGUAACAUUCCACUUAAAGGGAAAGAAACAGAUUGAAGCUGCCUUGCGUCACCUCGUGACAAGAGAAAUGAUCAACGGCGGUUACGAAAUGCGGACAGCAAAGUUUUAUGGACAUCGUACUUACGACAUUUUGACUUUCGUAGCUAUGCCAGAUAAUGCACAUUAUCUCGGCCCUGCGCCGGUGGAAACUGUAGCUGCAACUAUUGUCAACUCUCGAGGUCGAAGUGGACAUAACCUGGAAUAUAUAUUUAACCUAAUCGACACGUUGCGCAGAGAGGCGCCCCAAGGUGUUGACAACCAUCUUACUUCAUUAGAAGAAGCUUGUCAUCGAAUACUUUGCAGUAUAUUUAAAAAGCGGCAUCGAAUAUUUUGCUGUUCGGGCACCAACGAGGCUGAAUUUAUGACCGAUUGCCGCAAAUGCCUGACAACAAAACACUCAGACGAUGACCAUUACAUAAUUUACUGUUUUGCGCAAAGAAUGGACAGAAUACGUUUAAGCUCAAUGUCAGAUGCUCCUUAGAUUUCCUCUUUAUUACGCAAAAUAUGUUCGUUUUACCACUCAAUUGCUACUUUCUAGUGAUGGUGCACCUUUUUGUGGAUACAAUAUUUGCACAGCCAUUUUAUAUAUUUGCUUUUUGCAACUGGUACUUUUCAAUUUAUAUUUUAAUCCAUAUUAUUUUAAAUUUAGCAAUCAAUAAUAUUGAAGAUAUCACAGCAAGAGUUUAUUGCUAUCAUGGUCAUAACACAAAGUGAAACCGAAUACUCCUUGUAAAGGCAGUGUAAAUUUAAUACGAAUUGAAAACAAUAAAGCUUGUCAUGAGCUUCUUCAAA
Molecule: messenger RNA, 1388 nt
Organism: Ciona intestinalis (vase tunicate)
Lineage: Eukaryota; Metazoa; Chordata; Ascidiacea; Phlebobranchia; Cionidae
Source: RefSeq, a predicted model, not a curated record